Messenger RNA from Parnassius mnemosyne (clouded apollo), 777 nucleotides. The record is from the annotation of a GenBank genome assembly. NCBI's taxonomy places the organism in Eukaryota, Metazoa, Arthropoda, Insecta, Lepidoptera, Papilionidae.
AUGCCGCGACCCACACGCGAGUCCUAUGGUGACCAGAAGCCACCAUUUUCAUACAUCGCCUUGACCGCUAUGGCAAUUUGGAGCUCGCCAGAGCGUAUGCUACCGCUGUCGGAGAUCUACCGCUUCAUCACGGACAGGUUCCCGUACUAUCGGCGCAACACCCAGCGCUGGCAGAACUCGCUGCGGCACAACCUAUCUUUCAACGACUGCUUCGUGAAGGUGCCGCGGCGACCAGACCGUCCGGGCAAAGGCGCCUACUGGACGUUGCAUCCGCAGGCCUUCGACAUGUUCGAAAAUGGAUCGCUACUUCGCCGCAGAAAGCGCUUUAAGCUACAUAAAGGAGAGAAAGACAGUUUGAAUGCCGAAUUAGCAGCGUUAGCCACCUUCAACAGGGCGUUUUUGGCGCGUCAAGCCAACGCCCCUUUACCGGCGGCAAAUUUAUCAAGUAGCAUGUAUGCACCUGCCGUGACAAUUUGUUCGAGGCCUAGCCCUGAGCCAAUUGAAGCACCGGAUACAGCUGCUUUACUGCCGACUUAUCCUCGACCGCGAAGGGCAUUUACUAUAGAUGCUCUCCUCGGACCCGAGCCGAGUAGAUCGUCACCGUCACCGCCGCCACCUCAACCACAAUGUCCCCUAGCUUUGCCGCCCGCGCCAUAUCUGUUAGCAGCACAGAGGUACCAUGCAGAGCUGCUAGCGGGUCUACAACAGUCCUGUCUACCUCCUCUUUGGACGUGGCGGGAUACCAGCCAAUUCACACAUUAUACGCUUAAUUCAUGA